CAUAGUUCAAGACUUCGAAAUGUCACGACUCUCUUCUUGUUUAUUUUCUUUGCUGUGCCUACUGGCAAUUCUCACGGGGCAAAUCUCAGGAUUCAUAUGGCGAACGCCACCGCCGCCACUGACUUACCCAGCAGAUCCAGCAGAUAGCUUUUAUCAGGCUUUUCAAACUGUUCCUCCACUCAGUGUGACUGCAGAUAAAUUCAUGUCGAGUUUCUUGGGCAUUGGUAGGCAUAUUAAGAGAAGCUACUGGGAUGAGGAUGUUGUCCUUGUUAUUGACGGCUCAGGAUCAAUCGGAUCGUGCGAAUUUGAUAAAGGGAAAAAAGCACUUGUAAACUUGGUGGGGAAAAUGAAAAAGCCCGGCUAUGACACCAGAUAUGCAGUUGUCACGUAUUCUUCCUCCUCCAAAGUAAACUUCAAGUUCACGCCACGCCUUACAGCAGCCAGCAAAAUUAUGAGCAUUCGCUACCCAGGAGGGGGGACCAAUACUCAGGCUGGACUAGCAGAAGCCAAGAAGCUGCUGUUUGAUGACCCUUCGUCAGGUCGUCGUAGAGGUUCAGAAAAGAUAGUUAUCCUCGUUACUGAUGGUAUGUCAAACAGCAAACACUUGACCAUACGCAAAGCUCAGGAACUAAAGGGCAAAGGAGUAAAGAUUUUAGUGGUUGCUGUGGGAUCUAGCAUUUACGGAAUAGACGAAAUGGUAAAGGUAGCCUCCUCGCCCACAAGAGACAUGUUUAGAGUUGAAACGGUGCGCGAUUUUUAUGAGGUCACCAAGCUCAUUUUACAGAAGGCCUUUUCUGAUCAAUGGAAAAUUUCUCCCAAUCAAGAUAAUCCUCCGUGCUUAUAUGGAAAGUAAAGCGGAAUUUA
Pocillopora damicornis (cauliflower coral) is the source of this 864-nucleotide messenger RNA. Its product is annotated as collagen alpha-1(XIV) chain-like. The record is from RefSeq and is a predicted model, not a curated record. Lineage: Eukaryota; Metazoa; Cnidaria; Anthozoa; Scleractinia; Pocilloporidae.